AUGGGUAUCUUAAAUUCAUUACGAAACAUUACAAAAUGGUUCACUGACAAGGCUGGAAUUACGGGACCUAAAGAAUCAUCAAAACGUAAAAACGAUGAAUGUGAAAUCAUAAGUAACAAUAAAAGAAUACGAAUGGACGACAGUCUUGUAGAAGUAGUUGAAAUCAGCGAUGAGUCCCUUUCUGAAGCUGAAGAGGCGGAAAUUAUUGAACCUGGACCAUCAAAUGUACCACUCAGAGUCAACCCACCUAUUAUGCUUGAUGGCAGACUUAAUCAAAGACAAAUCAUAUCACCAAUAGAUCUAACUGAAAGUAGUGAUGAAGAAAAUAAAAUUAAAGUUGUUAGAUCCUAUAGUUUGUCAAACCAACCGUAUUUGAAUAGAACUGCCAGUAUGACUAAAAGCAUAAGUAAUAGUUUUGAAGACAAAUGUACACUUACAUCAUCAAUCGAAGGUAAAAAUAAUUAUUAAUUUAAGAAUUCAUUUUUUAAUAAAUAAUAGAAUUUUCAUUCACAGGAACUAGAAAAUCGAGUUUGAAUAUGGACCGUAGGUUUUCUUCAUUAAAAAUGAAUGAUUCUUCAGACAGUGAUAAUAAUAAUAAAAUAUUGACACGUAUUAUAAAACAUUUUAUUUUACCAAAACCAGAAACCAAAGAAAUAUCAGUUUCUAAUUUGGGAUCUCCGUUAAAUAUUCAAAAGGAACAUGAUUUAAGUCAAUCUAACUUAUCACAAACAUCUCAAAACUCUUAUAAAGAAAAUUACGAUUUCCCAGAACUAAGCCUUCAUAAGAACAGAAUUAUCAAACACGAGAUGUUUUACGAUCGUAUUUUAAGAAAAUUUAGAGAAACCCAAGCAGCUGUUGCUUUAACUACUCCUAAAAUGCAAUUCAAAUCACCCGAAGAAAUUUUCAAAGAAAAACUUGAAAAAAUGAAUGAAGAAUUAAAUAAAAUUAAACUACCAAUUAAACCACCAAUUAAACCACCAAUUAAACCAAAAGAUGUUUUCCCUGGUUAUUCUAAUGAUAUAAUUGAGUUUAUUAAAAAUGAAAUGAAAAAACCACAAAAUGAUUAUAUUAUGCAAGGAAAGAAUAUUAAAAUAAGUGACUUAAAAACUGUGUUCCUACCAACAUCUUGGUUAAAUGAUGAAGUUAUAAAUCAUUAUUUGUAUAUGAUUGUUGAACGAGAUCCAAAUUCUUUACAUAUGUUUGAUACAUUUUUUUAUUCUAAAUUAUGGUAAGUUAAUAGAUUUUCAAUUUAAUUUAUACUUAAAUAUUCUUUUCUUUUUUUUAUUAAUUAUUGGUUUUUGCAGUGCACAAGGAUAUCAAUCUGUCCGCCGUUGGUCCAGAAAAAAAGAUAUAUUUAAAUAUAAAAAAAUGUUUACUCCCAUUCACCUGGGUAAUCAUUGGUGUCUUAUAUGCGUUAAUUUUGUUGACAAAACCAUAAAAUAUUAUGAUAGUUUAGGAGGAUCAAAUUCUCGUUGUUUAAAUACAAUUUUUGGUUAUUUAAAAGAAGAAUAUGAAAACAAGAAAAAUGAACAAUUUAACUGUAGUGGAUGGCGUUUGAUGAAUGCUAGUGAUUGUCCAAUUCAAAUGAAUAGUUAUGAUUGUGGAGUAUUUACUUGUGUAAAUGCAGAAUAUCUAGCUCGUGAUGCAAAAUUAGAUUUUACACAAGACGAUAUGCCUAAAUUAAGAUUGAGGAUAUGUUAUGAAAUAUUAAAAAAUAAUUUAUGCUAUAAAACCAUGUAA
Cinara cedri is the source of this 1740-nucleotide messenger RNA. The record is from the annotation of a GenBank genome assembly. NCBI's taxonomy places the organism in Eukaryota, Metazoa, Arthropoda, Insecta, Hemiptera, Aphididae.